UCGGCUCUUCCAAUUCAGACAAAAGGGGGAGAGCGACAGAUCCGCGGCCGCGCGCACCGAGCACAGCAUCUGAGCACCUUGGAGACGCCGCCGGCUUUUGACGCGCAAGAACGCACCGGCACACGCAGCGACACGCGCCCUCCGCAUCCACCUGAGCGCGCCCCGAGUCGGCUGGUCGUCCAGUCCUGAGGCCGCGGAGAGCGACACCGAGCCCCGCUUCAUUUGCAGCCAGAACACCGUGUUCCCAUGAUGUCAUACCUGUGGAUUCUGCUAUUAGGGAGCCUGCUGGCUGCCAGCGCCAAGGCACAAGAUGAUCUACCUCCAGCAGAGGAGGAAGCAGCUCCUGAGAACUCGGCCCCUGAGGCUGCAGGGCCAGAAGCCGACGGAGAACCUGAGGCGGACAAGGAAACUGAGCCCGCAGCAGAGGAAAUACCACCAUCGGUGAGUGCACCCGAGCCUGACGCUGAGCCUGAAGCUGAGGCCGAGGUGGUAGCGACUGCAGGUGGGGACGUAGAGCCAGCAGCUCCUGAGGCUGGGGACGUAGAGCCAGCAGCUCCUGAGGCUGGGGACGUAGAGCCAGCCGCUCCUGAGGCUGGGGACGUAGAGCCAGCAGCUCCUGAGGCUGGGGACGUAGAGCCAGCCGCUCCUGAGGCUGAGGCAGAGGAAGAAGCGACUGCAGGUGGGGACGUGGAGCCAGCCGCUCCUGAGGCUGGGGACGUAGAGCCAGCCGCUCCUGGCGCUGUGGACGCGGAAGCAGCAGCUACGGAAGCAACGGAAGGCGGGGACGUAGAACCAGCUGCUCCUGAAGCUGUGGACACAGAAACAGCAGCUCCUGCAGCAGGGGACGUCGAACCAGCCGCUGGAGAUACAGAAGCAGUGACACCAGCCGCCGCAGCAGCAGCAGACGCAGAGGCUGAUGCAGCAGCAGGAGCAGCAGCAGCAGCAACACAAGAACCGGCAGCCGACCCAGAGGUCGCGGAGCUACCUACAGCUGUUGCAGAGGAUGAACCCACUGCAGGCCCCGAUGCAACGCCAGCUCCGGUGGAGAGUGGGCCUGACGCUGAGGCGGAUCCAGAUGUAGAUGACAAUCAGGAAGAACCAACUGAUCCAGCUGCAGCAAAACCAGAAGUUUCCGAUAAUAUUGUGACAGGAGUCAGGGCCCUUGUCCCUACAGUUGAAGAGGAUGUCGCUGACCUGAAUGCAGCACCUGUUGCUGGCCCCCAAGAAGAUGACAAGCCGCAGGCCCAAGAAGCCAGCUCCAGCUCUCUAGCAGGCAUCCUGUGUGGAAUUGCCGUGGCUGGUGUGGCAGCAGUUGCUGGAUACUUCACCUAUCGGAAGAAGAAACUGUGCUUCCAAAAUAGACAGGAAGCGGAUCCAGAGGCGGCACGCAAAGCUGACCCAGCAGAGGCUGAGUCAGAUCCGCAGGUCCUUGGCAACCUGCUGAACUCCCCCUAGACCAGCAAUGAUCAGACGACUGACUGUCUCGACCAACUACAGUCGACAAAGAGGCAAUCUCACUGUUAGGGCUCCGUCCUCUGUAGAGCUAUAUUACUGUGAGGCCCCAGAGUAGGGGCUGUGCGUGUGUGUGUGUGUGUGUGUGUAUGUGUGUGUAUGUGUGUGUGUGUGUGUGUGUGUGCGUGCGUGUGUGUGUGUGUGUGUGUGUGUGUGUGUGUGUUUGUGCGUGCGUGCGUGUGCAUGUGCAUAAAUGUGGGGUAAAAGGAGUUCGACAAGAAAAAAGAAAAGUAAAUAUUCUCUAUGUGAACCUUAGGGGUUUUAUGAUUGUCACAACUUAGGAAUUUAUUGAAAUGAUUGGCCAAAUUUUCUACUUUAAACCAAAUCAAAAAACUUUUGUUUGAUGAAUUAUGACCAUGGGGUGGCUAACUACCUUUUCUUAUUGUUAUUUGUAUGGCUACCAUCUAGUUCUUGUAAGUGUGAAUACAAACCAGUGACGGAUUCUGAUGUUGUAGUUAUUUAACUUUAUACUGAAUUCUUACAAGUGAAAUUUUCUAUUUCUGUCAUUGUUUGAGCCAUCCAUAUGAUUUUGAAAACCCGCUCACUUAAGUUAAAACAGCUCUCAUUUUCUAUACCAUUAUCUGCAGUAUACAUGCAGUAUAGACGGAUAACAGGGGGCUUCGAUAACUGCCACUGCAUCCCCCGGAUUUUGGUGAGGAAUGAUUGUAUAGGCCUUUUUCUCAGCAGACACGUUGACUUGUCACAGUGUGUUCCUGAUGAAUGAGACAAAGUUGUCUCCUGUGAAAAGGCCUGUAGGAUCCUAGGAUUCUGGGGGAUGCUCUUAAAUGGUCCACUCUGUGUGAAGAGGGCCUCUGAUGUCACUGUAUGUUUGUGUUUGUUUGUGUGUCUAUUGAUCGGUGAAGGGGCUUAGUCUUUAAUCCUGUUGGGUCACUAUCACUCUUCCUCAGUCUGGUCAGUGAAUGAAAUGAAGACAAUUCUAAUUAAACACUCAAAAGUACAAAUAAAAUUUAAAAUCUAUAUGCAAAUUCAAACAUAUGAAUUUAAUUACCAGUAUUUUCCAUACAAAAAAAAAGAUAUUUAAAAUAUAUUUCUAAAUUUAACGAAGGGGGUUGAAGUGACGUCUUGUCCAACCCAUUGUGACAAUGGAGGAAUGAUCACCUGAUAUGAACAAAUUCAAAAGAGGUCAUGUAGUGAUGUAUUACACAUUGUUCUGAUGUAGUCUGUGUUAAUCUAGUUGUGAUGCAGUAGUUUCUUCUCUUUAGUGCCUUUCACUGACGCAGCCUGACUUGACCAAUUUUCAGACACACAGAGGAGACCUGGAGCUAACGCAGUUGACGAAUGUAUCAAAAAAAUAUAUCUUAGACAGAUAAUUGAGGAAUGUAAAGUGAUGCUUGUGCGUGUAAAACUGUUCCAUUAUUGUACAUUAUUGCAACAGAUCUUACAUAUCUCUCCACAGAGGGCCAGUUAGUUAUUUUAUUUCCAGUAAUUUUUUUGACAAAUGUGGCAUCCCACACUGGUUAGACAGCCUCCGUUUAAACUUUCCUCACUGUGUGUCUCUUCAUGUGAGCAAGCCAGUCGCUGUGACAGUGUUUUUGUAUCAUUCAUAUCCCCACAUUACAAACGCCAUUCACCUGUGAUUUUUAUAUGAAUUCAAUAUUUAGCAGUGGUGCCUCAGAGCUGACACAGAUAAUCGUUCGUCAACUUGCUUGCUGUGGUAUUUUGUGAUUAUUACUGUGAAAUGCCGAAGCAGUGCUAUUGAAAAAAAAAGAAAAGAAAGCCCAACCUUUUUUUUUUUACAGCUGUAGCACAAAAAUAUUUACUUCUGAAUGUCUUUCUGUUGCCUUGCAGUUUUGUACUUGCUCUGCUCCCUUUAAACACAGGGUCAUAGAGGUCGCAUAGUGCUGCGGUUCAUGUUAAGUGUUACUUAAAGCACCAUAUAGCUGCAAUACAGGACAGAGACUGUUGCUAACAGCCUUGCCUCAAGCUGAGAAAUAUAGUCUUUGAUGUCACAUAUCAAAUAAUUCUACUGUAGAAACUGUCGACUGGAUGCCAGUUCAAAGUUCGCUUUGAAUUGCCUUCUUAUCCUGUAAUCUGUGAUAGACUGGGUUUCUCUCGACACACUAAACAGGUGGAUGUCUUAUGUCUGAAAUCUCUUAUGACCUUGCUACAUUGGGAUGGAGUGAUAAUGCACAAAGUACCCUCUGAAUAAUAGUACAAGCAUUCAGAUAUAGCCACUGAUGCCUUCAGAGCAGAAGAUUCUCCUUUUAAUGCAGAUCUGGCCUCCUCCGUGUGCUCCAGUGAGCGCAAUAGGAAUCAGCAUGAGCGCUCUGCUACCACACAGUGCACAAUAGGAAAGUUUUUACCCAGGACUGAUUUGAUGUAGAGACUAAAACAACAACAAAAUGUCCUUCAACAGAACAAGCACUGCUUGUGUUUUGAGCUGGGUCAACUUCAUUUUUGUCCCAGGCAGUCAGAUUCCUUGAAACUAUCCAAACCAGAAUGUAAACCAAGGCAAUCUUCAACUUAUUGGGUCCUGAAGUGCACUUUGCAGCUAAUGCUGGGGCAUCAAUCAUGGCGCUGACCAGUCCUGCCUUAUACCACCUCUUGAAUAUCCCAGAGAGGAAAACAAAAGAACCAUGUCAUCUACAGAGAGAAACGGUGAAACGAGCAGAGAUGUUUUGCAGGUUAUUUUAAUAGCAAUCUCUACGGGAGAAGCACUUUCCUAUCCUGUAUACGUCUUGAUUCAUUCAGCAUUCAUUUAGACAAUUCAUUUUCCAUUUAGAUUAGUGUAACUUUUUAUUUAAAUAUUCUGUGUUUUUGUUUUGUGUAGGAACCGUAGUCUUCAUUUUUGUCAUCUGGCACUUGUGUUGGUCUUCUGAAAUUGUGUAAAUAAUGUCUGAGGAGUCAAUUAAACGUGGGAGUUGGUGUGUUAUUCCCCUGCCAAAA
Scophthalmus maximus (turbot) is the source of this 4419-nucleotide messenger RNA. Its product is annotated as myristoylated alanine-rich C-kinase substrate. The coding region runs from base 247 to 1455 and encodes 402 amino acids. The record is from RefSeq and is a predicted model, not a curated record. The transcript has 11 exons. Lineage: Eukaryota; Metazoa; Chordata; Actinopteri; Pleuronectiformes; Scophthalmidae.